CUACCUUUACUCAUCCAUCACCAUUGCUGAAGCCACUUUAAUUUGCUCUAUUAAUACUUCACCAGUUUUUAUUUUAUGUAUGGAUGCUUUUAUGAUGAUGAAUUGGUAAGUCCUAUUAUAUAACAUUUGAUUGAAAGUGCAUGACACUGAAGCAGUCUCGUCUUCCUUAGCUGACUGUACCUUGUAUUGCCAGAGUCCAAUCAAUUUCUGAACAAAUUUUGCUGCAAUUAUGAUAUUAUAUUUUGGGUCUGUGCACCAACCCAUGAUAAAUUUGUCUCAGUCAUCACCAAUUCAUGGAGAAAAGUCGAUCAUAUUAACUGCUACCACAUAUCUACUCUCAAAAUCGAAAUCUCAGGGUUCUUGGGAGUAGCUUGAUUUUUCACAUACAUUAGUAUAUUUAUAAUGCUAAUCUAUUUCAAAGACAUGUUUCCAACUCUUGCAUCAACACAUGGCUGCAAAACAUAAUUGACAAUCUUUGUGAUAUUCAAUAAAAUAAUAAUAUAAGUCACCAAAAGUACUUUCUGUUGCUACUAAAGCAACAAAUAACUUAUGCCGAGUAGCCAUGCAAUGCAAACAAGAAAACUGAACUUAGCAAAGGAUCCAAAAACGAAAUCAACCAACAAAUGAGUAUCCAGAACACGCAAAAGACCACAGCAUAAGCAUGAAACUAGUAGCUAUAGUCUGCAAACGAUUUCAAAACUUCCAUUGCUACGAAAAUUUUUUGGGAGCCUAAUAGGCUUCAAACUUCUCUCAUCAAUUUUUCAACUAGACUGCAUGUGAUAGAUUAUUUAUUCUAAAAGAGCUGUGGACUAUGACUAUGUGCUUAACUUGAAAUUUUAUAAUUAGUUAUAUCGGACAACUUAGAAAAAAGUUUUGGAAUACUACAAUGAUGAUCCACAUGGAAAUAUUUGUCCUCCAGAUAAAUCUGAAUAUCUGAUUUUGGUAGAAGCAUAUUUGAGAUUCUCCAUAUUGACAUUGCCAAUAUUGUCUUUUGCCAACUCCAGUGUAUGAAGUUAAGCACAUGCAUGUGUUAGAUGCUUUGAAUUAACAUGAAUGAUAAAUUUUCAUUUUUGAUAGUAAUAUUUUAGAUAAUCUUUGUGCAUAUCUUUCUACAGAGGAUAGAUAGUCUUUAAAAGAGAUUUAGAAGAAGUGCAACUCAAAAACAGGGUGCAUCUAUUGGCUUGUCAAACACUAUGUUUAUAAACCCAUCCAUUUUUUUAAUUUGGGCUCAUGAUAUCCCCAUCAUCUUGGACCCUAGACCCCGCAGUGGUGGGAGCCUCGUGCUCUAAGCCACAUCUUUUUUUGAAACAUAGAAACAACCUCUUUGUAUGUGGAGGUAAGGCUGCAUACACCCCAGGCGCAAUGGUAAGGUUGCUCCACUAUGACCUAGGUGUCACGGGUUCGAAAUACAAAGUGUCUCCGCAUGCGGAGAUAAGACUACAUACAUAUGACCCUCCCCAAAGCCCACAGUGGUAGGAGCCCUAUACAUUAGGAUGCCCUUUUAUUCCCCUAUCAUCUUGAAGGAGACUUCUCUUGUACCUUUUGUUAAUGAAUAGCUGAUGUUUAAAUCCUCAAAGAAAAAGAAAUGCAAAAGGUACCAACAAAAAAAAGAUAAAGCUAUGUUUAUUUAGCAGUAUCCUACAAGUGGAGAUGGUAAGCAAUAAACAAUUACACAAAACUACUUCAGUUGAUUAUAUUUUUUAAGAUCAUAGUUGUAUAGUCCCUGCUUUGUACUGUUCAUGUAAGUGCUAUGGAAUUAUGGAUCCUAAGUACCUUGAAACUUAUCUGGCAUCCUUCAAUGGUGGAGUAGGAGUAUCAUGUUUGCCAACCUUAACUUGGAUAUGGUAUCUUCUAGUAAACAUAUAAUUAUAUGAUGUCUAGUUUAAUACAAAAACUGUAUCAAUUUUCAGUUGUGUCUAAAACGUAUUAACACAUUUUGCUUGUUAUAAAAUCGUACCUUACUUUUAUGCUAUAUUAUGAUCAGGGCUAUCAUGCCCUGAAGUUUUAUAAACUAUAUGUUGUUGUGUUGAGGUGUCAAUUUGAUGGCUUGGAGAAACAAGGAUAAAUCUAGAAAUAAAUUUAGUAAUGAUGGCUCAGAUAUUAUGAUAUAGCAUAUGAGUAGAUAGGCAGCAGAUUGUGUAAUAUGAUCAAGUGUGAUGUAAGAUACUCCAGUAAUAAGAGAGGCUUAGGACAUGCAUAUAAGCAAUCUAGAAUGAGGACCUUAGAAAAUAUGGCCAGAAUUUUUUAGACAGGAUCUGACGAAGCUUCCACUUAAAUGUAAGAUGCAGUUGUUUUUAGGUAAAGAAUUGCUUAAAGAUCUUUUUAAGCAAUCUAAAAUAUAGCAUUGGGAAUGCAAAUUACAUGUUAGAGCAAGGUUGGCAGAACCAUUCCGAAUCGAGCGGUUUGGAGAGUACCGAGCUGUACCGGUGGCGGACCGGGACGGUUCUAGCAACCGAACGAAAAUUAUCCGACGGAGGGGGAGAAGGAAAGAGAGGAAGAGAGAGAGAGAGAGGGAGGAGGAAGGGAGCGAGACGGAGAGGAAGGAAGAGAGGGUUGUGGAGGCCGGCGAGCCGCAGAGGAGGGGCUCCGCCUCCGGGUCCCCUCCUUUGCCUCCUUCGUGCGGCUCGCCGGCUACCGCCGGCCUCCGCCACCCUCCUCUCUCCCUCCCUCUCUCCCCCUUCUCUCUCUCUUUCUCUCUCCUAUUCUCCCUCUUCCCCACCUCCUCUAUUGUAUCGGGAUGGGCCCGACACAGAAAGUAUGGGGGUGUGCCGACCCGUGCUGCUAAGCAACCGGUCUGGGCUCCGGUUUCGGCACAACAGACCUUGUGUUAGAGGAAGUACGGAUUGUUGUGACCCCCUAUCUUAUCAAAAAUUUUUACUAUUUUAAAUAAGUUGAUGAAUAAUUUUUUCACUUUGACUGUUACUUCUCUCUCUUUCUCUCCCCUACUCCCCACCCCCUCCCCUCUUCUCUCUCUCAUCUUUCUUAAAGAUCUAGCAAGGCUUGAGCCGAGAGUGGUGAAGAUGGAGUCUUUGAAGCAACUAUUAGUGAUUUUAUCAUUAUUAUAAUUUGUAUUUGUGGAUGGGUGACUCAAGCACACUUGCCAAGGGCCAAUUCAAGUCCUUCUGUGAGGUAGUGCUUAUGGCCUAAGGCUAUGGUUCUCAUAGUAUAUAUAUUUUAAUAUGUUUUGCAUUUGUCUGAACCUUGUCGGUUUUCUCAAGAUUAAUAACUGAUUUUGUAUUAUCUUGGACUUCCAAAUGCUUUAUGCUACACAUAUAAGGUUUAUCUAGAUGUUUAUAAGCUCUACUCUUUCAGAUGAUAAUACUACCAUUUUAAAAUCCACCUGUCCUAUGAUGAUGCUUGCAUCAAGGAUGAACUAAGCCAUGAGCAUUUGGACUCUGUAUCUUCAUCCUUUUACAGUGGCUAAUGUUUCUCUACUGCAUGCUUAUGAUAAUCAAAAAACACUGCUUUUGCUUGGAGUAGCUUUGACAACAGGUGGACCUUCUUGCAGGAAUUAUGAAUGUACAACCCAAAUUAUAUUCGACAACCAUAUAUAGUAGUGUUAAACAAGAUUGACCUUCCAGAGGCUCGAGAUAAGCUGCCAUCAUUGGUACAAGAAGUCCCCAAGAUUGGAUGUAGAGAGGCACCUAACUUAGAAAUGAGGCAGGAAUUAUCUACUGAAAGUAAAGAUGUGCACAUACUUUCCUCAGGAGCUAGUAAGGAAGAGUCAAAGGACAAGGGGAUAGAGGAUUAUCCAAGACCUCUUGCAGUUGUGGGUGCUAGUGUUUUAAAACUCAUUGGCAUUGAUGAAAUGCUGAGGGAGUUAAGGGCAGCCCUAAGGAAAUGCCAAUAUUUAGAAAAGGCACUACAAACAAAAAAAGCGCAAGAAAAUCAUCGCUUAAUUGCCGAUACCUAUGAGCAAAAGAAACCCAAAUUGCCUACAUUGUUAAGAUGGAUGAUCCUGGGCAGGGGCAAUCACUAGUCAUGAGUGCAGUCCAAGUACCCUAUCUUGCCAUGCCAUACCAAGCCAACCAAAUGAUGGACAGUACUGCACCAGUCUCAUCUGGGCAGCUAACAACUGCUUCUCGGGCGCAGCUUAACCAGCACCAACUCUCUUAUCAGCACAUCCACAAGCAACAGCUGCAGCAGCUGGACCAGACACUUCAAAUGUUCUGGGCGAAUCAGUAUCAGGAGAUCAGGGCAACCACAGAUUUCAAGAACCAUAGCCUUCCAUUGGCCAGGAUUAAGAUCAUGAAAGCAGAUAAGGAUGUCGUAAGAAAAUAUAAAAUAGAUAAAUAAAUCUACCUCAUCCUAUUUUAACAUGGUAUCAGAGCAGAGGUUCUAAGUUCGAACCCUGUUUCUGCACUCUUUAACCCAAUUAUAAAAAAAUUCAUAUAUUGGGCUCACCCAUUAAAGAAAAGUUCGGCCCACAUGUGAGGGGGGGAGUGUAAGAAAAUAUAAAAUAUAUAAAUAAAUCUGCAUCGUCUUACUUAAGCUUUUGGGACAAAUGGUGAUUUUAAUAGAUGUAAGGAUGAUAGCAGCAGAGGCCUCUGUACUGUUUGCACGGGCGUGUGAGAUAUUCAUCCUGGAGCUGACGUAAUGCUCGUGGGUUCAUACUGAGGCAAACAAGCGAAGAGCACUGCAGAAGAAUGACAUUGCUGGGGCAAUCACAAGAUCAUAUGUCUUUGAUUUUUUGGUGGACAUUGUGCCAGGAGACGAUCUCAAGGAAGAAGUGAAUGCUAAUGACUCUAUUUCAUAUUAUUAUGCUGGGAAUCAUCAUGUGUAAGCCUGAGGUGGAUCAGGGCUUGCUCUAUGCCCAACAGCCUCAAUCUUACAUGCCUCGGCAAUUCUGGGAGUAGCAGCAGAAAACGCAGCAGCAGCAGCAGCCUAGUGAGGAUUGGUGAUCAGGGAAUUGGGAGAACCACAGCAGAGAAUGUGAAACAUUAAGUUGCAGUAUUUAUCAACAACGGCCCCCUUUAAACUUGCAUUUCGUAUAGGUAUUCUUUUACUAUUUCUUUGCUGAAUUUACAAAACCAUGAUGAUUUUUUCUCUGUAUUUUGGUUUGUUUUCUAAGUGCAAGAUGUAAAUGUACAUAUAGGAGGCUGCAAUGGCAUAAAUAAUUUUAUCUUCUUCAGGUUUAUGAAGGAAAUUUGAUCAUUUGUCA
Messenger RNA from Phoenix dactylifera (date palm), 5161 nucleotides. The record is from RefSeq and is a predicted model, not a curated record. Lineage: Eukaryota; Viridiplantae; Streptophyta; Magnoliopsida; Arecales; Arecaceae.